GUUCUGGGAUGUUCCUUUUUUCCGACCAGUGGAUGAUAUGAUUGAUUGGGGUUUGGUCAACGUUCAAAGAGAAGUCUUCGUGCGCCAUUGAUUUGGGUGAGAAUACGAAGAAGACGAUAGAUUUCGCAUUCAAUUUUCAUUCCUUAGACUAAUCUCUUCUUUCGAUUUGGAAAGUCAACUGAUCUUAAAAACUAUUCACCCUCGAAAGCUUCCAACUUUUAGGGUUUUCGGAGCUUCUUCAGAUGGGUGGUGGCGGUGGCGGCACAGAUACAAGUACGAUGCAGAGAGCUACCUAUUCAUCUUCCUCCAUCCCUAAACAGCCACUCCCGAUAACCCCUAACCACCACUUGAAUCCACCUCUUCUCCGCUCCCCACAGCCUUUCAGCGCCGACGGCGCCGGAAAUAGAGUCGGAGCUCCGCCUCCGAUCCCUUCCUAUUCUCAGAUCCCGGCGACCUUACAACUCAAACACUCCCGGUCUACGUCUCAACCGUCGUCCUUCUUCUCCUUCGAUUCCCUACCGCCGUUAAACCCUUCUCCGGUCUCGGUGGAUGAGAGAAACGCCGCCGGGUUCAGCCCUUCUCUCCCUCCGUCGCCGUUCACGAUGUGUCAUUCCAGUUCUAGGAUUCUCGGCGGCGGCGGAGAUGGAGAGAAUCUACCGCCGAGGAAGUCUCAUAGGCGCUCCAACAGCGAUGUUACAUUCGGGUUUAGUUCGGUAAUGUCACCUCCUUUGAUCCCAUCGAGGUCUCUGGAGAGAUCCGUCUCUGGAGGAGAGGUGGCUUCAGACUGGUCUAACUUGGUCAAGGAAGAGCCUGGAGAAGGAGGAGGAAGAAAAAAAUCAGAGAGUGAAGCUAUGGAUGAUGUCUUCAGGGCUUAUAUGAAUCUUGAUAACAUUGAUGUCUUGAAUUCAUUUGGAGGUAAUGAGACGGUGGACAGCAGCGGGACUAGGAAGAGCAGCAGUGACUCCGAAGGAGAGAGCAGUGCGAAGGUUUCUUCAGGGGUGAAGAGGAGAGCCGGCGGAGACAUUGCUCCGACGGGUAGACACUGUAGGAGUGUUUCCAUGGAUAGUGGUUUCAUGGGAAAAUUGGACUUCGGUGGUGAUGAGAAGCUUCCGGUAAAAGCUUCCCCGACCAAUUCUGGUGAAGGGAACUCGAGUGUGGAAUUUGGAAACAGUGAGUUCACUGCAGCUGAGAUGAAGAAGAUCUCGGCUGAUGAGAAACUCGCUGAGAUUGUUAUGGCUGACCCUAAGCGUGUUAAGAGGAUAUUGGCGAACCGUGUGUCUGCUGCACGUUCAAAGGAGCGGAAGACGCAAUACAUGGCGGAGUUAGAACACAAGGUGCAGACACUUCAGAGUGAGGCCACUACAUUAUCAGCUCAGCUCACGCAUUUGCAGAGAGAUUCAAUGGGGCUGACGAACCAGAACAAUGAGCUCAAGUUCCGUCUUCAAGCUAUGGAGCAGCAGGCACAACUCCGCGAUGCUCUGUCUGAGAAACUGACUGAAGAAGUCCAGCGAUUGAAGAUGGUGAUAGGUGAGACAAGCAGCCGCAGCACCAGCAGCAGGAGGGAAUCUAACAUAUCAAAGACGACACUAAGCCCGGAGAUGUUUCAGCAGCUAAGCAUUAGCCAGCAGCAGAUGCAGCAUUCCAAAGCACAGAUCAAAUGAAUAGGGUAAGAAGAAGAAGAAGUGUGAUCCGCAAGUUACAUAGAUCAUGUUAUGUGCAGAGACCGUGUUUGAAAAUUGUUGAAGAAACAUAUAUAUAUAUAUAAAGAGUAUGUCUAUCCUGAAGAGAAACAGAUACAUAAAAUAUAGAGGCACUGCUUCUGGAAAGAGUGAUCUUCUGUCGUUUUGGAACUGUAUAAUACAGUUGGGAUUUGGAACUUCUUUGAGACAAUUAUUUCAUUUUUUU
Molecule: messenger RNA, 1905 nt
Organism: Brassica rapa (field mustard)
Lineage: Eukaryota; Viridiplantae; Streptophyta; Magnoliopsida; Brassicales; Brassicaceae
Product: transcription factor RF2a
Biological process (GO): regulation of DNA-templated transcription
Cellular component (GO): nucleus
Molecular function (GO): DNA-binding transcription factor activity
Source: RefSeq, a predicted model, not a curated record